Molecule: messenger RNA, 2051 nt
Organism: Wyeomyia smithii (pitcher-plant mosquito)
Lineage: Eukaryota; Metazoa; Arthropoda; Insecta; Diptera; Culicidae
Product: ubiquinone biosynthesis protein COQ9, mitochondrial-like
Exons: 3
Coding region: 218-2008 (596 amino acids)
Biological process (GO): ubiquinone biosynthetic process
Cellular component (GO): cytoplasm; mitochondrial inner membrane
Molecular function (GO): lipid binding; ubiquitin-protein transferase inhibitor activity
Source: RefSeq, a predicted model, not a curated record
UGACAGCAGUCAGGUUGCCUCCAGGUGAAAACUUUGUGGUUUUUGAUAAUAUAAAAAUUCGCUAUAUUUCUACCUAUUUAAAAAAUCCCAGUAUGAAUGUUUUGAUACUAAUUCCAAAAAAUCGGUGUAAAUUUAGUGUACAUUAUCUGACAUUUCGCGAGAUAAUGUCAUAACAGUUCGGACGAAAUUCGAAUAAAAGUUGAAUAAAUCUUAAAACAUGGAUUUUGCAAAUCUGUUGCAUGAUAAAUUAAGAUUAGGAAAGUACACAGAAGCCAUUACGUUACUACAAAAUGAAAAAUUUGAAACGCAGCUGAAUGAGAACUGCAUGGAUAUUGUGUCAACAUUAGUUGCUAAUUUAAAUGGAGAAACUUUUCAAAAUAACAAUAAAUUAUUCACAUUAAGUGAGAACCUACUGAAGUUUGUUGCGAACAAAUGCAACCCGCAAGAAGUUCUUCUUGUUAUACUUGAACAAAUGGAGCUAAACAAAAAUGAUGAAGUUUUCACCAGCCUAUUAAAAGUGUUACAAGUAAUUUUAAUGAGACUCAAGGAAAGCAAAGUCAAAUCUUUAGAAUGGAGUCUGGACACGUUGCUAUUAUAUAUAAAUAAUAUUGAGCUACCAAGCUUUAUGAGCAGCAUCGAGGAAACGGAAGAAAAAUUGAUAGAAUCUGAUGAAACAGUACAGCGUAUAUUGCAGCUUUAUAUGACAAUUUCACUAUUUUUGGAUCCCAUUGUUAAGGAGUUGGGAGCAAUUCCUCGAAAUAUAUUUCAUAACACAGAAAUUACAAAACACAACGUUAUCAUCUGUUUUAUACUUCAGCUUAUGGGAAAACCGCUUAUAUUUUUAAACUCCCAACAAGCAGAUACUGCAGAUAUUGAAAAUUCGGGUCGCGUUAAAACAUAUACACGUCAAGUAGUCGAAGAUCUUGUUUCAUUGUUGUCGAAAAUACUUGGUGAUUCUUUUUUUCUUUUACGGUACGGUGAGCAAAGAAUUCGUUGGCCUAAAAAAAAUACUUCAAAUAUGAAUAACGUGUUUGAAGAGACAUCGUUAGAUAUUUUUAUGAAUGAAAAAAAGUGUCCCUUACUAUCACUGGCAAUGCUAUGCUAUUUGGUAAUAGGAGAAAAAUGCCCUCCAGAGAUUCCAAAAGUUUAUUCACCUAACUAUGUUUUUGAGGUAUGCUUAUAUUUUUGCACUCAGUUCCUGAAACAUGAAAAACCUGUCGUGCAUUAUAAAGGAAUUAUUAUAGUGAAAAAAUUGCUCGGGACUGUUCUGUUGACAGCGGAUGAUUUAGAUUUGAAAGUUCACCAAAAUUUUUGUACAGAUUUAGCACAGCUAAUUGUGUAUUCAGACAUUGAACGGAAUCGAAAACAUGGAGUAUUUUUACUGCGAGAUUACAUACAUCGAUUUGACAACAAGGGUAGAUAUAUGUUAAUAGCGAAUCUUCUCAAAACUAUAAAGCACGAUGGACUGCAUUCUUUUGUUUCAACGAUUUAUAAGGAUUUAAUGCACCAGGAACUCAUGUCAGACGCUACACCCAGCUGCUGGUAUACGGGUAAACUUUUAAAACGAUUGAUAAUGAAAGAAAUAUGCUUACUUAAGAAUGGAGUCGAAACGGAUUUGAUGGAAAAUUCAGAUAAUAUUACAACCGGAUUAAAUAUUUUGCGCUAUCUUUUAAUCAUGGAUAAGUUAAAUCGAACCUCCAUAUGGACUUAUGUUGCAGAAAUUGAAACAGAGUUUUUGGAACCUUUAAGAAAAGCUAUCGAUAUAAGCAGAGCGCAUUUCAAGCAAGAACUGCUUGCUGUGGCGCACAAUGAUGAACCAAAAAAUAAUUAUGGUAUUGUAACUAUCCGAAAUAUUAACGGAGACAAAUUACCAGAACUGAAGCGACACAAAAAACAGGAAAUAUUAACAAAGGCAAUGAAUAUUUUCGAUUUAAUGGAUAGUUUGCUAGCUAGAGUUUUAGAGUGCAUGGGAGUAACUCAAACCACACAUUCCUUGAAAAGUAUAUAAUAGAAAGAUAAUAUGGAAAUAAAUACUUCUCCAUGUGAUUUCA